Molecule: messenger RNA, 3097 nt
Organism: Sesamum indicum (sesame)
Lineage: Eukaryota; Viridiplantae; Streptophyta; Magnoliopsida; Lamiales; Pedaliaceae
Source: RefSeq, a predicted model, not a curated record
GCAGUAAUAAUUGAAAUACUCUUUCUCUAUAUAUGACUGCAAUUCAAACAUGCCUGCAUGCUUAUUACAUCACAAGUACUUCCUCUGAAGAGAUCGAACUUUGCUUGUAGUUGCAUGAAAAUGGUCGACGUCAAUGCCAAGAAUCGUGGUGGUGGCCCAGACCUCUUUGGUGAAAAGAUUGAAGGAGAGGCGGAAAAUGGAACCAUGAGCUUCACUAGGAGUUAUCAGCCUCCUCAACAUAGAGAUAAGGAAUAUUCAGCCAUGCAGAUGCUGUUGCUGGCUUACCAAUCUCUUGGAGUAGUCUAUGGAGACUUGGGGACUUCUCCUGUCAAUGUUUUCUCGUCGACUCGCUUGACGAACCUCUCCGAAGAAGAUCUUGUAGGAACACUAAGCCUUAUUAUAUGGACACUGACAUCUCUAGUGCUGAUCAAAUACGUGUUCGUUGUGCUGCAUGCGGAUGAUCAUGGUGAAGGUGGGACUUUUGCUCUGUAUUGUUAUAUCCGUCGACACGUGAAUUUUCACAGCAAGUUCUCAGUUCAGUACGCGAGGUUGGAAACCAAAACGAAUGUGACAUGUGAUGGUGGAGGGAGGUUUAAUUUGGGCAAAAGAAUAAAGAAAUUUCUUGAGAGGAGCUCUACUGCUCAGGACUUUCUUACUGUUCUUGCUUUGCUAGGAACUUGCAUGGUUAUUGGAGAUGGAGCACUGACUCCUGCAACUUGUGUUCUUUCAGCCCUACAAGGAAUCCAGUCCCGUUCCUCCAAAAUAACACAAGACCAUGUAGUUUGGCUGUCAGUUGUGCUUCUGUUAGCCCUCUUCGCUUGCCAACGUUGUGGAACUAGAAAAGUUAGCUUCUCUUUCUCUCCUAUAAUGCUAAUGUGGUUUGCCACCAAUACCUCAAUUGGUGUGUAUAAUAUUAUCAACUAUCAUCCAUCUAUUCUCAAAGCUGUCUCCCCACACUACAUUGUCAAGUUCUUUAUGAAUAACGGCAAGACUGCAUGGGAUCUUCUUCGAGCUGUUUUCUUGGGCAUAACAGGGGCUGAGGCCAUGUUUGCUGAUUUGGGUCACUUCAACAGAAGGGCAAUCCAGAUUGGUUUCUCCUUUGUUGUGUAUCCAGCAUUAGUCAUCACAUAUGCUGGCCAGACGGCUUAUCUAGUUAAGAACCCUGAGAAGAUCACAGAUGCCUACUACAGUUCACUCCCGGAGCCUGUGUACUGGCCAAUGUUCGUUAUUUCUACACUAGCUGCAGUUGUUUCCAGCCAGUCGAUGAUCUCUGCAUGCUUUUCCAUCAUAAAACAGUCACUUUUUCUGGAUUGCUUCCCACGGGUUAACAUAAUUCAUACAUCUUCCCAGCACGAAGGCCAAGUCUACUCCCCUGAGAUCAACUACAUUCUCAUGAUUCUCACAGUCGGUCUUGUCGUUGGAUUCAAAGGUGGCGUUGAACUAGCAAAUGCAUAUGGUAAGACUUUUAUCUUUCCAACAACAUUAAAAUCACUGUCCAAAAUUGGGUAUUGCUUGGAAGCGUCUAGGACCAGCAGAUCGCAAGUGAUCUCUACCACCCAAGCAAAUUGGCAAACGUGUGGUUGUCAUAUGGGUUAUGGUUACAACCAAAGUCUUCACAAGUUUAAUGAUUAUAUGGAUGACCAUGUCGUGAUUGAGCUUUCCAUGAUGUUUACAGGUGUAGUUGUGAUAUGGGUUAUGAUUAUAACCACAUUUUUGACAAGUUUAGUGAUGCUGAUUAUAUGGAAGACAAGCGUAGUUUUCGUCCUAGCCUUUUUCUUGCCUUACAUGUUGAUAGAGAGCAUAUUCAUGACAUCCUUGCUAAACAAAAUCCCACAAGGAGGAUGGGCACCUUAUGCCAUCUCGGCUUUCUUCUUGAGUGUCAUGCUAUCAUGGACAUACGGACGGAGUAAACGGAUUGCAUAUGAAGCAGAAAGAGAGAUGAACAUAAGGGAAAUGGACCAAAUGUUAUCGAGUAGCAACAUCUACCGAACACCAGGGAUUUGCUUUUUCUUUACAGAUCUUGUAUAUGGCAUUCCACCCAUUCUUCAUCAUUAUGUUCAAAACACAAACGCAGUACGGGAAGUCAUGGUGGUCGUUACUACCAGAACUCUACCAAUCAAAACUGUUCUGCCAGAGGAUAGGUGGAUUGUCGGGAAACUGGGAAAUCAAGGGGUAUACAGGUGUUUGGUGCAGUAUGGUUACAAGGACUCUCAGGAUAUGAAAGGACAUGAUUAUGUUGCUUCAGUAGUGACUCAACUUGAAGGGAUUAUUGAUACAAGGAAUGAAAAGCAAAAAAUUCAAUCAGCUGCGCAGAAAGAAACUGUAUUCAUAAUAGGCCGGACAAUCCUCAAAGCAAACAAGGAAAGUGGAAUGCUUGCCCAAUUCAUGAUAGAUUAUCUAUACAGGUUUCUUCAGAAGAACAGCAGGUCAGCAGUUUCAACACUUGAAAUCCCAUCACAAAGAACAUUGCAGAUUGGAAUGUUAUAUGAGAUCUAAAAUCAGGCCUGAAGUAAGUUUGUCGGGUGUGAUGGGUAACAGAGUUGGCAGAAAUGUAAGCUCCAAGGACAAGAUCACAUUUUUCACCAGGUAUUCAAUUGUAUCCCAAUAAACGCCAAAUCAUGGAAAUCAACAAGAGAAUGACGAUAUUAUGUAUUCAAGCACUAGAGUUGGUUUCCAUAGUACACCAGUGACGAACAAUUUCAAUGCGCCGUAUCACCUUUAAUACUUUCUUCCCGGCAAGUAUAAACCAUGUCGAAUAUUUAUCUACCAUUCCAUGGUAAGAAAUUAUCAUACUCAGAGCACAAGCCACUACAGAAUGCCACGUUAGACAAAUUAGAUUCUUGAUGUAUAUCCAGGUGAAGGAUCACUGUAUUUUCCAUAAUCACCAUCUAUCUAAACAGCAACAUCACAUUCUCACAGGCCAAGAAAAUGUUUAGGUUGGAGUUAAGAAGGAAGAAAUAAGCAAUCAAGAUAACAAGUGCACGAUAUAAAAUUGUAGGAAACAUUUCAAAGAUGAACUACACAUACAAACAGUUUGAAAGCAACAUGUCUUUCCUUUUCUUCAGAGCACAUCUUGGACCUCUAUUUAGUCCAAAUU